This is a messenger RNA of Vicia villosa (hairy vetch), 873 nucleotides long. RefSeq lists its product as uncharacterized. Lineage: Eukaryota; Viridiplantae; Streptophyta; Magnoliopsida; Fabales; Fabaceae. Bases 1 to 873 code for a protein of 290 amino acids. Gene Ontology annotation, molecular function: catalytic activity. The transcript has a single exon. The record is from RefSeq and is a predicted model, not a curated record.
AUGAAUAUGAUCAUAAGCUGGAAUGUGAGGGGGUUGAAUAAUGCAGGGAAGUGUAAUGAGAUUACAACCCGUCUCAAGAAGCUUGACCCUGAUAUUGCUAUACUAGUGGAAACUAGAGUGAAGUUGAAUAAAGUAAAUAGCAUUAGAAAUAAAUUUGGUAACAGUUUUUCAUACAUCGACAAUUACUCCAAACAUUUGAAUGGCCGUAUCUGGAUUCUAUGGAAUAAUAAUAGAGUUAAUCUUGUUGUAGAGGAUUGCACAGAUCAACUUAUCCAUGUUAGAGUGCAAUCCAAUAGUGGUGACUUGGUUAUGUGGUGCACUGCGAUUUAUGCUCACAACCAAAUUAUUCACAGAAGACAACUCUGGAGAGACAUUGCUCAAAUUCAUGGUGGCAUUGAUGGACCAUGGAUGUGUAUGGGAGAUUUUAAUAAUGUGGUGUGUGCUAUGGAUAGGAUUGGAGGAAGAUCUGUGCAGGAAAAUGAGUAUAUAGAGUUGACAGACAUGAUGAAAGAUGCUGAUCUUCAUGAGAAAGAGAGUCAAGGGGAUCAUUUCACCUGGUCUAAAAAACAUAGCUUGGGCACAAUAUACACGAGGAUUGAUAGAGUUAUUGGCAACAUGGACUGGCAUCAAAAGUUUGUUAAUUAUAUAUUGUACAUCAUGGAACUUGGGGUGUCAGAUCAUUCCCUGUUGUUUUUAAAAAAAAACUUGCAACAGAGGAAUAUGAGAAAUUAUCCGUUCAAAUUUCCUAAUGCAGUGGUCACCACUGAAGGAUUCUUGCAAGCUAUAGAGGAAAACUGGAAUACUCCAAUGGAAGGGAAUGUUAUGUAUGUGGCGUGGAAAAAGAUUAGAAGAUUGCAACCUAUUAUCAAAUAG